This is a messenger RNA of Prosopis cineraria, 630 nucleotides long. RefSeq names its product isoflavone-7-O-methyltransferase 6-like. The transcript has 2 exons. The record is from RefSeq and is a predicted model, not a curated record. Gene Ontology annotation, molecular function: S-adenosylmethionine-dependent methyltransferase activity; O-methyltransferase activity. Lineage: Eukaryota; Viridiplantae; Streptophyta; Magnoliopsida; Fabales; Fabaceae. The coding region runs from base 1 to 630 and encodes 209 amino acids. Gene Ontology annotation, biological process: methylation.
AUGGCAGUGGUCCAGAGAUCCAAGAAGGAAGCUAGUGAUUCGAGAUUCCUUAAAGUGACAUUGAUUAGAGACUUGGAUUCUGUUUUUGAUGGAUUGGGCUCCAUCGUUGAUGUUGCUGGUGGUAAUGGGACCGUUGCUAAGAUUAUCUGUGAAGCAUUCCCAAAGUUGAAAUGCACAGUGCUUGAUCUUCCUGUGGCUGUUUCAAACUUAACUGGAAACACCAAUUUGAGUUUUGUUUGGUGGGGACAUGCUCAAUCCAUCCCUCAUGCUGAUGCUGUUCUGAUGAAGUCAGUCUUACUCGAUUGGGAUGAUGAUGAUUGCAUAAAGAUACUUAAAAAUGCCAAGGAAGCUAUAUCAGGCAAAGGAAAUGAAGGAAAAGUGGUCAUCAUAGAUAUGGUGAUGAUUGAAAAGCAUGACCAGAAUGAAAUGCUGGAAACAAAGCUCUUACUCAACAUGAUCUUGAACGCUGAGCUUAAUUCAAAAUUGAGAUCUGAAGAAGACUGGAAGCAACUUUUCCUCAAGGCAGGCUUCACACAUUACAAGAUAUUCCCUAUAUUUGGCUUAAGUCCUUAUUGUCCUUCAUCCUUAGAUCUGCUUGGAAUCUAUAAUAACUUGUUUUACUUGUCUUAA